GAAACCCUUAUGAAGGAUGCACACAACACAAGUGUAGGUGCAGAAGAAGAGACCCAACAUCAAUGGCCUUCAUGCGGGAGAUUGAAUGGAGAAGAAUGAAAAGUGAUGGGCUAUUGAAAAACAUUUUGGAUGUGGAUAAGAAUUGGAUUUGUUUAAAUAAGAAAGUUAAAAAGGAUAUUGUCCGAGGAAGAAGCAACAAACACAUGAUGUAAUAUAGAGAAAAGAAGAAAGAAUUCUAAAACAACAUUGUUGCUGUGUUUUUGUUUCUAGAGAGAGACGGUGAGAGAAGAAUAGAGAAAAAAAUUGAUUGGUUGUUUUUAAACUAUGACGUGUUAUGUUCGUUUGCAUCUAAGAAUUUCUCUGUGGAAUUUACAAAUUCACAUAAGAUUUUCACUUUUUAUCAAGCGUCUUUACCCUGUCUCCUCUUCGACACAAUACUCACUCUCACUGUUCCCACAUAACAUUGUCAAGCCAUGUUGAAGAAACUGUUUCUUUCCCAGAAUGUUGUUUUAUGUCUCAUCACAACAAAAUCAACAACCCCAAAAUUCAACAACCCUCUUUUCAACCAACACUUGUUGUUCCCAAUUUCACUCAGAAGCUUCUGCACAUCGGAAUCAGACACACAACCAUUUGCUGUAUCAUACCUCGUCAACAAAUUUGGUUUCUCACAUGAAUCGGCUCUCAAAGCUUUCAACAACAGACAGGUUCGUUUCAAUACCCCAGAUAAUCCUGAUUCUGUUAUCACCUUCUUUCAAAACCAUGGCUUUUCACACGAUAACAUACGCAUCAUCAUCACAAAAGCACCAUGGUUACUUUCAUCACAACCCCACAAAAUGGUAUUGCCAAAGUUUCAAUUUUUACUCUCCAAAGGUGCUUCUUCCUCUGAUAUUAUUCGCCUGUUAACUGCAAAUCCUAAAAUUUUACAAAGUAGUUUGGAGAAACGAAUAAUCCCUCUUUUUCAAUUGUUAAAUAGGUUUUCGAAAACCAACAAGGAUACCAUUGUUUGCUUAAUUCGAAAUUCACUAUCGUUUAUUAUUUAUCCCUAUCAUGUUCUAGAGGCUAAUAUCAAUUUGAUGAUUGAAUUUGGAGUUUCUGAUUCUAACAUUGCUAGAUUGCUUCAAACAAGGUCAUCUAUAUUUGGUUCAACUGAUUUGAUUAAGUCAUUAGAGGAAGUUAAGUGUUUAGGGUUUCAUCCUUCAAAGACUACUUUUGGGGCUGCUUUGAUAGCCAAGAAAUGUAGUAAAAAACUUUGGGAUGAGAAAGUUGAUGUCUUUAAGAAAUGGGGCUGGUCUGAUGAAGUUGUCAUCCGAGUAUUUAGGUUUCAGCCUAAUUUAUUGGGUGCUUCCAAUGGUAAGAUUAAUUUGUUGAUGAAUUUUUGGGUCAAUCAAUUGGGUUGGGAUUCCUUGGCACUUACUAAAUGUCCACUUAUGUUUGGUUAUAGUUUACAUAAAAGGAUCAUUCCAAGGGCCUCAGUUUUGCAAUUUCUUUUGAUGAAAGGUUUGCGAAAAAAGAAUGCAAGCUUAGUUACACCAUUUACUUAUUCCGAGAAAUUGUUCUUGAGCAAGUGUGUUUUAUGCUUUAAGGAGGAGUCUGAUUAUCUAUUAAAGCUAUAUGAGGAAAAAAUGAAAUUUGCACACACAAUGGAAAACGAUGGCAUGGCAUUCACUACAACAACAACAACCAAGCCUUAUCCCACUAAAAGGGGUCGGCAAUGGCAUGGCAUUCACUAAUUAGGCAGUUUCAUAAUCUUCUCUUGAAAUGCAACCUUAGCUUGUCAGUCCAUACCACCACUUCACACUCAUUCACUGUGUCUUAUCUCAUCGACAAAUUCGGGUUCUCGCUUAAAUUCGCACAAAGCUUUCAAAUUCGGAUUCUCGCCUAAAUUCGCACUCAAAGCUUCCAAACAACUUUGUUUCAAAGGAUCAUUCCAAGAGCAGCUGUUGUGCAAUUUCUUCUGAAUAAAGGUUUGAGAAAUAAGAAUGCAAGCUUAACUUGUCCUUUUGUAAUGUUUGAGAAGUUGUUCGUGAUAUGUUAAUCAAAGGUAUUAAGAAGGAGUAUUCCUAUCUAUUAAAGUUGUAUGAGGAAAAACUCAACCUUGCAUACACCAGGGACAAAAUAUGUAUGUCACAAUUAGAUUUUAAGGUAUGUCUUCGUAUGUUAUUCCAUAUUCUAUUUGAAAUUUAUUUUGUAAUUACUGUGAUUCGAGCUAGUUUAGCUUUGCUUACUUGGACAUAUGUUCUUUUUUUUUUACUGAUAUUUUUCAAAAUCCUAUUGUUUAUCAGUCUUAAAUCGAAUAAUUUGCCUGUACUGUCAAAGUUGAAUUUUCUUGCAUUUAUGGGCAUGUAGUACUAUUUUUGUGUCAUUCUCCUUUCAUGUUGGUUUUGUCCAAUAAUCUAUUGCAUAAACUCAGCUAUACCAGAUUAUGUUUUUGAACUUAAAGUGGCUUUAGGUUUUAGCUGUAAUUGUAAUUUCUUUGCAAAUACCAAAAGUCCAAAUAGUCAUGGAUAAAUACAGCCGUAAUUAUGGUAGCUGUGCAAUUGUGAAGACCUUUCAUUCACCGGUACUGAAGCUGCGUUUGUGUUUGGCUACAAUUAUUUAAAUUUAAAAUACUUAACAUUUAGCAACUUAGCAUUAUGCCAUAUAUAGUCUUAUAUGGAGGUACUUUAUUUUCCUCAAUGACUUUUGGAUAUUCUAAUUGCCCUGAAUGCUGCCCAGCCCUUUCUUGGUGAUGACUGUGAAUAAUAUCAGUUAAGCUCUGCUUAUCCUACAUAUGAUAUUGAUUCUACAUAUGUUUGUAUAGAAGCAGAGGUGUAUAGGUUUUCCAAUGUUUGAGCCCACAAUAGCAAAAGAAAGCAAAUGUAAUGAACUGUUUAACCAUGUCAUAUUAUGUGUAAUAACUGUUUACAAUAGUGAAGCUACAAUUAUUGUUGUGGGCUACGGUUAUGUACAAUACUUGGCAGUUAGCCUUAUGCCAUAGUCAUAUCAGGUCUAACAUAGCACUUGAUUUUGUCUCAUAUUAUUGUCUGUACUUUGGCUAGCUAAAAUGGAUAGUGGAGUCAAGUUCAAAUAUCCAAGGUUAUUUAUUUAUUUACUUACCUUUUAAAAUUACAGUAUGUUUUAAAUUCCUCCUUCAUUGCAGUCUACCCUCUCUACCUAAUAGUGGCAUUUGAGUUGUAUUCAUUGCAGCCUCCAAUACCUUCAUUGUGAUGGGUGUAAAGGGCUGGAUUUAAUCCCACAUUGCAUAGAUAUAUGGCCUAUGAGGUGUUUAUUUUGAGGAGAUGUUUCACUUAGUUGCUUUUGAAUAUUGUCUAUUGUCUUGGACACUUAUAACCUAGUAUUAAGGAAGAUUUUAACUUACCUCUUAUUUUGUUUACCACUCACACUUUUUCACUCUGAAAUGGGAAGAUUUUUUGUAGUAUAUCACCUAUAAGGAAGAAGCGUUCGUUUAACUGGAAAGGAUGUGGAACAAAACUUUGUUGUGUUUUAGUGUAUGUAUGAAAUUAGCUUCUUUGCAACGAAAAGUAUCAUUAUGUUCUUUAUUAUUUUUUAAGUGUUUAACAUUGGAUAAAAGAUGAUGAACAUGUGUUUAUAAGUGGGGGCAAUGUUUGCUCAACCACAAUUUCCAUUAUAGUAAUUGUUAUUGUAGAUAUUUAUAAAUUCCCUUUUCUUUUGGCGGAGGAUAUUGAUAAAUAUGCAGUCUUUUAUUUUGGGUUUUUGAGUAAUGGUGGUGUUUGCCAAAGUUUUAUGUAA
Medicago truncatula (barrel medic) is the source of this 3750-nucleotide messenger RNA. RefSeq lists its product as uncharacterized. The record is from RefSeq and is a predicted model, not a curated record. The transcript has a single exon. Bases 474 to 1730 code for a protein of 418 amino acids. Gene Ontology annotation, biological process: regulation of DNA-templated transcription. NCBI's taxonomy places the organism in Eukaryota, Viridiplantae, Streptophyta, Magnoliopsida, Fabales, Fabaceae. Gene Ontology annotation, molecular function: double-stranded DNA binding.